AUGGAGUUAACAAUCGCGGAAGCUUUACACUGGAGCUUUAGAGACGGCGCCACCAUGAUUGUCUAUCUCUGUCUGACCUCUUUCUCUGCCUGGUGUUUUGUAACGUAUCUCAAUUCUCCUUUGCGCAGCUUUCCCGGUCCCUUUCUUGCCGGAUGGACAAACCUGUGGCGAAUGUUCCAUGUGCGGCAGGGGCAGUCACAGCGAGUGAUCCAGGAGCUGCACAGGAAGUACGGUCCAGUGGUACGCAUCGCGCCCAACGUCUUGGAUCUGGAUAUCCCCGACUUGAUCCGGACAAUCUACAGCACAAAGGCCGAUUAUGUCAAGACCGAGUUUUACCACGGGAGCAGUGCCAAAAGUAACGGCAAGAUUAUCUACAAUCUCUUCAGCGAGUGCCAACCCGAGGUCCAUGCACGGCAGAAACGACCUAUCUCCAAGCACUAUUCGAUGACCGGAGUGUUGCCCCUGGAACCCCAUAUCGAUGAAAUGAUCCGGUACCUCUGUCAGCGGCUAGAAGAAAAGUUCAUUAAUGCAUCCGGCGCCGCCAAAACAUGCGACCUUGGCGAAUGGAUCACUUUCUAUACCUGGGAUGUGGUCGGCAAGGCAACUUUCAGCCAGCCCAUUGGAUACCUGGAAAAAGGCUAUGACUUUGAUAACACUUUGGGCACCGCCGAUGCGGCAAUGGACUACUUUUCCUUGGUGGGCCAGUUACCCAUCCUGGAUCGUUUGCUGGACAAGAACCCCGUUUACCGUAUUGGCCCACCAUCCUUCGGCAACAUCACCAACAUAUCGAUCCAACACCUAGUGGAUCGGCUCCAGGGCAAAGACACAGAUUUCCAUGACCCUGCAAAGCCUGAUUUCCUUGAUAACUUCAUUGAGGCCAAGGAGCGGUUCCCCGACGUCGUGGAUGACGUGCAGAUUAUUUCCUAUCUCAUGAUUAACAUGAUUGCAGGAGCCGACACAACGGCUGUCACAUUGAAUGCGGCGCUAUAUCUUUCCUUGAAGAACCCGCGCGUUUGGCACCGCCUCAGAGCCGAGAUUCCCAGCUACGACCCAUUAUCGAACCCCCCGGUUGUGCAGUAUAAAACGACCAAGGAAUAUCCAUACCUGGAGGCCGUGAUCCGAGAGGCAAUGAGAUGUCAUCCGGGGGUGGCGAUGCUUCUCGAACGAUACGUUCCACAGGGCGGCCUGGCCCUCCCCGACGGACGAUUUGUACCUGCAGGCUGCAUCGUCGGCAUGAACCCCUAUAUAGUGGGCCGUAAUAGGUCUGUUUGGGGCGAAGAUGCCGACGUUUUUCGUCCCGAGCGCUGGUUGUGCGACGAUGUACGCGAGACCGAAGAAGCUUUUCAAGAACGUUUGCGACGGAUGAACGCUGCCGAUCUGACAUUUGGGGGCGGGAGUCGAGUUUGUAUUGGGAAGCAUCUGGGAUUGCUGGAAGUGUACAAGGUGCUGGCCACGCUAGUGUCUCGUUACAAUAUCGAACUAGCGAGCCCCAAGGAAGACUGGAGCACCCACAAUAGCUUCUUCUUUCGGCAGACGGGGAUCGAAGUGAAGUUGUCUCGGCGGACCUAG
This is a messenger RNA of Aspergillus affinis, 1569 nucleotides long. Its product is annotated as cytochrome P450. Gene Ontology annotation, molecular function: iron ion binding; monooxygenase activity; heme binding. The record is from RefSeq and is a predicted model, not a curated record. The coding region runs from base 1 to 1569 and encodes 522 amino acids. NCBI's taxonomy places the organism in Eukaryota, Fungi, Ascomycota, Eurotiomycetes, Eurotiales, Aspergillaceae. The transcript is spliced from 4 exons.